AGUGCCUAUAUAGGGGAGAAAAGAAGUUUGUAUGCUGUGAAAUCCCUGCUAUCACUAUGGCAAUAAGCUAUAUAUUCACCACACUGUUGCUCGCUGUCCUCCAAUAUGGUUUGUGUGCGCCAGUCGAUCAACACGCUACACCAGAGACACGACAUCUCUACAAGAAUCUCAUGACGAUGGCCAGAAAUCCGAACGCCAUCAUGUUUGGCCAUUCAAGUGACACAUGGAGCGGUGCAAAUGGUGGUCACGCCCCUUAUGAAAUCAAAACAAAUACGUCAAAUAUAGGUUGGAGAUAUACAGUUGAUCAAGCCUUGAAAGAUUACCCCGAUGAGUUGUCUGACGUGAAGAGCGUGACAGGCCAGUAUGCAGCAGUAAUCGACCUCGGGCUGUGGCAGCUGAGUAGUGACAGGAAAACAGUUGUGUCCCAUCUUGCCAAGAAGGCUCACAAGCGAGGUGUGAUUACAACCCUGUGCCAGCAUUUGUAUAACCCCAUCACUGGUGGAAGUCCGUGGGUGGAAGACGACAACGGAACUGUCCUCCAUACCGUGAGGCGUCUCUUACCAGGAGGAGACUUCAACUGGAAGUACCAGAAGAACCUUGACACGAUCGCCGAAAUUGCUCACAACCUGACAGACGACCAAGGAAAGCUUAUCCCUGUUCUCUUCAGACCUCUUCAUGAGCUUAAUGGAGACUGGUUUUAUUGGGGAUUGGGAAAUAAGGUUCAAAAUACAGAAGAUGAUCUUAAAUCAUUUUACCGAUACAUAGUUACGUAUCUACGUGAUCGAAAGAACGUUCACAACUUCCUGUAUGUCUUCAGCCCGGACAAGUUCAAGGACAAAGCAGAUUACCUCAAAGUGUACCCUGGCGAUGAUUACGUUGAUGUUAUUGCAACAGAUUAUUAUUACACAUCACCAUCGGUUCAGACAAGCGGCUUUUCAAGAAUAAUGAAAGACUUAGUGGAGAUAGCCGAGUCAAAAAACAAGAUAGCUGCUGUGUCAGAGUCUGGGCUGUUUAACAAUGGCAUUGAUACGCAGACUAAUUUCUGGAACGAUAAGAUCCUUGAUGUCAUAAAGACUGACCCGACUAGUCGUCGUAUUGCGUACAUUCUCACAUGGGCUAAUCAUUGUAACAAGAAUAAUUGCGAAUUGUGGGUUCCUUACAAAGGCCAUCCUGCUGAAAACGACUUCAGGAACAACUUCUUCAACGACCCAAUUACCAUGUUUGCGGAUGAUAUUCCAGAUAUGUUUAAAUAAACAGUCUGUACAUAUAAAUAAAGGACACAGAGUCAAUCAAAACUGUCACUCUGAAAACACAUUCUGAAUACCGUCAUUGAUAGUUUAUGAAUAAUACAAUAACAUGAUCGGAUUGACCUCCUCAUAAGUUUGGCUACAAUUUAUAGUUAAUAAAUACCUUUUUGUUUUGA
Messenger RNA from Haliotis rubra (blacklip abalone), 1423 nucleotides. Its product is annotated as mannan endo-1,4-beta-mannosidase-like. The transcript is spliced from 3 exons. NCBI's taxonomy places the organism in Eukaryota, Metazoa, Mollusca, Gastropoda, Lepetellida, Haliotidae. The coding region runs from base 57 to 1253 and encodes 398 amino acids. Gene Ontology annotation, molecular function: mannan endo-1,4-beta-mannosidase activity. The record is from RefSeq and is a predicted model, not a curated record. Gene Ontology annotation, biological process: substituted mannan metabolic process.